Molecule: messenger RNA, 1743 nt
Organism: Camelina sativa (false flax)
Lineage: Eukaryota; Viridiplantae; Streptophyta; Magnoliopsida; Brassicales; Brassicaceae
Source: RefSeq, a predicted model, not a curated record
AUGUCUUCUCCUCAUAAUAUUUACAGAGUUAGAGAAUGGAUGUACAAUCGUUUAGAUGCAAUUACAGGAGAUAUACGACAUGAAUAUAAAGAAGGAUUAUCAGAGUUCAUGCAGUUCGCAUCAAAUCAAGAGAUGACCAUUACAAAAGGUAUUAUGUCUUGCCCUUGUGUUAGAUGUGAUAAUGAUCAUUUUUUAAACAAGGAUGUUGUUUGGAAUCAUUUCUAUUUUGGAGGUUUUACACCGGGAUACUAUGUAUGGUUUUCACAUGGAGAAGAUUUUAGAUCUGGUCCAAGUAGUAAUCAGUGUAGAGAAGGUGACCGAAGAAGACAAAAUGUUGGUAGUUUUGUAGAUGAAGGAACAUUCCAUAGGGAAAAAGAUAAUGUAGUGAGAAUGGUUGGAGAUGAGUUUCGAGAGACACUAGAGAGUACCAGAGUUGACGAAGAACCCAAUUUAGAAGCGAGACAGUUCUUUGAAAUGUUAGAUGCUGCAAAGAAUCUGAUUUAUCCAGGUUGCAAAGAGGGUCAUUCGCCGUUAUCAGCUGCAACUCAAGAUAAUUUAGCACCUCCUUCAUACAACGCUGUGCAGAAAUUGGUAUCUGGUCUUGGGCUACCAUAUCAAAUGAUUGAUGUUUGUAAGGAGAACUGUAUGCUUUUUUGGAGAGAAACUGAACAUUUGUCACAAUGUCGUUUCUGUGGUGCUGAUAGAUUUAUGAUGACAAGUGGGAGGACAAAAAUACCAUAUCAGCGUAUGUGGUAUUUGCCUUUAGCAGAUAGGCUGAAGAGGUUGUAUCAAUCAGAAAGGACAGCAGCAGCGAUGAGAUGGCAUGCAGAACAUGAAUUCACCGGGGAAAUAUCACAUCCUUCUGAUGCAGAAGCGUGGAAACAUUUCCAUUCAUUAUAUCCAGAAUUUGCAAAUGAGGCGAGAAAUGUAUAUCUAGGGUUAUGUACGGAUGGUUUCAAUCCGUUUGGUAAAUCUGGUCGGAAAUAUUCUCUAUGGCCAGUGAUCGUCACUCCUUACAAUCUUCCACCUGCUCUUUGCAUGAAGCGAGAAUUUCUUUUCUUAACCAUUUUGGUUCCUGGUCCGAAUCACCCUUGUCGAUCUCUUGAUGUGUUUUUACAACCGCUGAUUGUUGAGUUACAAAUGUUAUGGUCUGAAGGGGUAGGUGCUUACGAUGUUUCCACGAAGACUAAUUUCAAUAUGCAUGAUGCAUUAAUGUGGACCAUUAGUGACUUCCCGACGUAUAGAAUGUUGUCUGGUUGGACAACACAUGGAAGGUUGUCAUGUCCAUACUGUCAAGACAAUACUGAUGCAUUUCAGUUAAAAAAUGGAAGAAAAUCUUGUUGGUUUGAUUGUCACCGUCGUUUUCUGAGACGAAACCAUCCAUAUCGACGCAGUAAGACUCUGUUUCGGAAGAACAUGAUUGUUCGUGAAGGUCCACCACGAGAGUAUGACGGAGAUUAUAUACUUCAUCAAUUGCGUGAUUUUGGAGUUGAUCAAACUUCAGAUUGUGGAGGUAAUGGUCAUUCCAGGAUUGACGGUUAUGGUGAGCAUCAUAAUUGGCAUAAAAAGAGUAUUUUCUGGAGAUUACCUUACUGGAAAAAUCUUCUACUCCGCCAUAAUAUUGAUGUUAUGCAUAUUGAGAAGAACUUCUUUGAGAACAUCAUGAACACGGCUUUGAACGUUGCAGGAAAGACAAAAGAUAAUGUUAACACGAAUGAAUUUGCCGGACAUAUGUGCUCGUGA